UGUCAGUUUGGUAUCUGUAGGAUUGCCCAAUUGUUAAAGGAUUAAAUAUGAUGAUGAGGAUGUUUUGUGAUGCACUGGGCCAGAGGGAACCUGUCUUUGAGCAAUGUAAUCCCUAGAAUCUGUUGUUCUGAGAGCUGAUUGGCUAAGAAGGUGGUCUGUCCCCACAUAUAAGGGAGGUAUCUGAGGAAGGUACAACAGAAAGCAUCACAGAACAAGGAUUCUCCCCUUAACAGCCUCCAGACCCAAACAAAGAUGAAUCCAAGCAUUUCCAUCAUCUUUCUCAUCUGCCUGGUUGCGUCUUCUACAGGUUUACCCAUCAAGGGGUGUAAAAGUCGGCCAACGUCGGGAGAAAAUGUUGGGAAAGCAGACAACACCGAAACAGAGGAACCUCUUGACGUCUUCUCCAAGAUUCUUCAAGUGAACACAGGACUGGACAAAAGCACACACCCAAUAGUCUAUGGUGAUGUAAUGAAAAGGAUGGGUCGUUAUGCCACAAACCGUGACCGUUUAUGGCCUAGAUCUGCAGAUGGAACUGUCCAAGUGCCAUAUACCUUAUCUCCAGGUUACCGUGUUGAAUUUCAGAAUCUGUUCAUGACCGCAAUGCAGGAAUUUGAAUCCUUGACCUGUGUGCGCUUUAUAAAGAGGACUGCAGAAGUAAAUUACCUUGACAUUAUCUCAUCUGAUGGUUGUUCAUCCUAUGUUGGACAAAACGGAGGAGCUCAACCUGUACGUUUAUUAGCCCCUGGUUGUAUGUCCAGAGGAAUAAUACAACAUGAGCUAAACCACGCCUUGGGAUUUCAACAUGAAAAUAGCCGGUCUGAUCGUGGCAGCUACAUCACCGUAAAUUACAGAAACGUCAAAAAAGGGAUGGAGAACAAUUUUGACAUACAGGACGGCACUACCUUAGGUCUCCCAUAUGAUUAUACCUCGGUGAUGCAUUAUGACAAGUUUGCUUUUGCUGUUGAUCCAGAUCUACCCACCAUCAGCACCAUUCCUAAUCCAAAUGUGCAGGUUGGUCAAAGAGAUGGCCUCAGUGUCCUGGACGUGGAAAAAAUUAACAAAUUCUAUAAUUGUGAUGUUUCCAGUAGGCUGUUCAAUACUCCAGGUGAAGGAUUCUCCUCUGCAAACUAUCCAAACAAUUAUCCAGACAAUAUGAACUUUGCAUUUUUGAUCAGAACCCCAAAUGGACAAGUUUCCUUGACAUUUGAUGUCUUCAAACUUGAGAGCUCUCCUGAUUGUUUGUCAGACUAUGUCAGGAUCUUUGAUGGACCUAGUAGAAGAUCUCCGCUCCUCCUGAACAACACUUGUGGCAGCUCGAAAAUACCCAAAAUAAUUGGUUCCACCAACCAGAUGCUGAUGGAAUUUGUUAGCGAUGGCGCAAAUUCAUCUAGUGGAUUCAGUGCUUCGUAUAAGACAGUGCCAUGUGGAGGAACUUUUUUUGCGGCAACAAAUAACAUCACAUCUCCAGGUUAUUCUUCAGGGUCCUACUUGCCCAACCUGAACUGUUAUUUUACUAUACAUGCACCUACCGGAUACAAGAUUUCCCUAAAUGGAACAUUUGAUAUAGAGUCAGCUAUAUAUUGCUAUGCCGAUAGACUGCUCAUCUAUGGCAAUGGGGAGGAGGGCAAGUCACCCACAAACACAUUUUGUGGCACAGGCUUAAUUUCGAUGACUUCAACUGGUAAUAAAAUUCUCCUUAAUUUCCAAACUGAUGGCGGCUAUCAGACAAAAGGAUUCCGGCUGACGUACACCAUCUUCAAGGAAACCUGA
This is a messenger RNA of Bufo gargarizans (Asiatic toad), 1770 nucleotides long. Its product is annotated as embryonic protein UVS.2-like. NCBI's taxonomy places the organism in Eukaryota, Metazoa, Chordata, Amphibia, Anura, Bufonidae. Gene Ontology annotation, biological process: proteolysis. Gene Ontology annotation, molecular function: metalloendopeptidase activity; zinc ion binding. Bases 253 to 1770 code for a protein of 505 amino acids. The record is from RefSeq and is a predicted model, not a curated record. The transcript is spliced from 13 exons.